Messenger RNA from Pieris napi, 2320 nucleotides. RefSeq names its product spermine oxidase-like. Bases 1026 to 2318 code for a protein of 430 amino acids. The record is from RefSeq and is a predicted model, not a curated record. Lineage: Eukaryota; Metazoa; Arthropoda; Insecta; Lepidoptera; Pieridae. The transcript is spliced from 7 exons. Gene Ontology annotation, molecular function: polyamine oxidase activity.
CAGGGCUGGAUACGUAUUUCUUGAUUAUUAUGAAUAAUUGUUCUGUUAUAAUUUAGCCACAGACGAGUUAAAAACAAUUGAAAUUGACUCGCUUUUUAGCAGCCUAAAAAACAUAAAUCUUGCCUAAAACUAUUAGCAUAUAAUCGAUGAAAGAAGUCAAGUAAGAAAAACUAAACAACUUUAAUUAUUUUUUAUUAAUAGAUGUAUCACGAGAUUUUUUAUUUCUGAUGCAAAUACCUCUAAAAUAUAUAAAAAAGUAAUUGUUCAAUUUGAUGAAAUUCUUCAUAUUACGUUGUAAAAUUCUAAAAUUUAUUAAAAAAGCCUAGUUUGUGCGUCAGUACAAAAAACACCAGCUAAUCAUAUAUUAAUACAAAAUAUUAGAAAAGCUCUUUUAUUUUUCUUUCUUGACUAAAGAACUGAAGGAAUAUUUAAGCAAGGUUUAAGUUUUUGAUGAUAUGCUGAAAUUCAAGUCAACAUUUCUUCUAACUCGAUUGUGACCGAAUAACAGAACUAUUACUUAUAAUAAUCAAGAACUGUAUAACUCUGCUUGUGAUACCAGAACUCAAGCUCAACUGUUAGAUGCGUGAGAUUCACACAUUGUUUCAUCAUCGGUCUUCGAGGCAGAAUACGAAACUGACUGAUUUUUAAGGCACUUUUUGCUGCCCGAAUCAUUUCGACAUUAUUGCUUCAAGAAAAGAGCGUACCAAUUCCUAAAAGAUCAGCAACGCACUUGUUUUUAAAUAUUAUUUCUGUGUAUGAUGAGGAAAAAGUAUGUGUCAGAUAUAUAAGUCUGGUAACCUAAACGCUAAUUAAAAACUCUUAGGGAAAUUUUUAUUCUGAGGGCAAGAGGCAUGUAGGACUGUAAGAUUUAAAGUUUGAAUUUAAAGUAAAAAAUAUAUGUUUUUCCUUGACAGAUAUCUUCAAUACAUACAUACGACGUCAUAGUAGUUGGUCUGGGAUGCGCCGGCGUCUCUGCCGCAAGUACAUUGGCGAAAGCUGGGAAGAAAGUUCUAGCCCUCGAAGCCAUGGACAGGAUUGGUGGUCGAGUUCGGACUGUGCCCUUUGGUGAUGGCGUUGUUGAAGUUGGUGCUGAAUGGAUCCAUGGCAUAGGCAACAGCAGCACCUACAGAACUGCUAUGCAACACAACAUUACCAUUUUACCCCAAGAUCCCACCUUCAAGGUGUACCAAUCCGAUGGGACGGAGACUGAUGAUGAAUUAUUAUUGAACGACCUCGUGAAUUUUUGCUUUGUAUUGGUUGGACAAAAACAUACAAAUUUUAUUGGUGGCAUGGGAGAAUUUAUUACAAGCAGGUUACUGCCUUAUGUCAAAUCAAAGUAUCCUUAUCUGAUUAAAGACACAGGUUUCUUACCAGAGUUUAUAGGUCUAAUGAACUCGUAUAUAAGCGUCCACGAGGCUACAAAUGACUGGAACGAGGUCAAUGUUCAGAGUGAGUACGAGGAUUUAAAAGGCCACCAACACAUGAGUUGGCAUAGAUAUGGCUACAAGACAUUGUUUGAGCUGAUGCUGAAUACAUACAACAACGGACCGGGUCUACCAAACCUUGACAUAAAACUGAACACGGAGGUGACGCAAAUAAUACGGCCAGAAGAUGGCGCUGAUGUAAGAGUCGUCUGCGUAGAUGGCAGCACGUACACAGCCCGUCACGUUAUUGUUACGGUCUCUUUAGGGGUUUUGAAAGAACGAUAUAAUACAUUAUUUAAUCCGGGGUUGCCGUUGGGAAAAAUAGAAGCCAUAGAGAAGACAUCGAUAGGUACGGCUGGCAAAAUAAUUUUGAAAUUUGACAAGGCUUGGUGGCACGGACAGGACGCAUAUUACGGUUUCAUGUGGAAGCUUGAGGAUAAAGUAAAACUACGAAUUGAGGAUUAUUGGAUGACGAAGAUUUUUGGGGCGGGCAGGCCCAGGGGAUCCACAAAUACGUUAUCUUUUUGGACUAGUGGGGAAGUGGGGAAAUUGUUAGAAGUACUGCCAGAGGACAUUGUGAAGCAAAAGUGCAUGGAGCUUUUGCGAAAAUUCAUGGGAAAAUUGUAUGAUAUUCCGGAGCCGACAGGAAUUAUAAGAUCCUCCUGGUUCUCAAACCCCUUCACCCGUGGUAGUUAUUCUUAUGACAAUCGUCUGACGACACAGAACGCGAACGACCGAAGAUUGCUCGCGGAGCCAUUGCGCGACUCACUCGGAGUACCUCGCGUUUUGUUCGCGGGAGAGGCCACAGAUUCUCAUCACUUCUCAACCGCGCAUGGCGCUGUCGAUUCAGGGCACAGAGAAGCAAUGAGACUUAUAAACAAUAGUAAAUUGUAAUA